AUGGCGGUAGUAAAGCCGGAGUUUAGAAUGCUCAAACAACAUAAGAAUGUCAAAGUGGUUGCAUUAAGCAAUCCUCCACAAAAUCUCAAGUUGACAUCUCUUGAUAUUCAAAAAGAUAUUGUAAAUGUGGCCACAAUUAAAACUAUCAAUGUGAUUAUUAGAGAUCUUGGUGAUGCAUUUUUUUCUAUUUUGAUUGAUGAAGCCCGUGACAUAUCAAUCAAGGAACAAAUGGCAGUUGUAAUACGAUAUGUUGACAAAAAAGGCCAAGCGAUUGAGCGUUUUAUGGGUAUUGGGCAUGUUGCUAAUACGAAUGCUCUCUCGCUCAAACAAGCUGUGGAAAAUUUAUUCUCCAGACUUGGAUUGAGUAUUUCCAGAUUGCGGGGUCAAGGAUAUAAUGGGGCUAGUAAUAUGCAAGCCGUGGCAAAGAAUCAUGAUCAAAUUGCUUUAGUUUUCACUUUGGUUUCUAAUGUGGUAAAUGUUGUUGGAGCAUCAUGUAAAUGCCGAGAUAUUGUUAGGGAGAAGCAAGCUGCAAAAGUUGCUGAGCCACUUAAUACUGGAGAGCUAUCUAGUGGGCAAGGCUUAAAUCAAGAAACUAAUCUUAAAUGUGCUGUGAUUGAUGUGCUUGAAAUGAUUUCGAAGAAUGGUUCAAAUUCAGAACAACGAGCAGAAGCAAAUGUAUUGUUGGACUCAAUUCAAUCAUUUGAGUUUGUAUUCAACCUUCAUUUGAUGAAAACGAUAUUGGCUAUUACAAAAUUUUCUUCAGUAGAGCUCAUAGUACUUAGUGAUAAACUUGAUACAUAUAUUAUCGACAUGCUAUCCAGUAUUGAGUUAUCAAGGUUGAAUGGAAUUGCCGAUCUUGCUAAGAAAAUGGUGGAGACUGAAAGAGACAAAAUAUAUCCAUUGGUGUAUUUGCUCUUGACUUUAGCAUUAAUCUUGCCUGUUGCAACUGCUACUGUUGAGAGGGUAUAUUCAACUAUGAAUAUUGUGAAGAAUCGAUUGCGGAACCGAAUGGGUGAUGAAUGGAUAAAUGAUAGCUUGGUUGUCUACAUUGAGAGAGAGAUUUUUGAUGGUAUUGACAAUGAUACUAUCAUGGAAAGAUUUCAAAAGAUGAAAACUCGCCGGGGUCAAUUGUAA
Camellia sinensis is the source of this 1134-nucleotide messenger RNA. The record is from RefSeq and is a predicted model, not a curated record. NCBI's taxonomy places the organism in Eukaryota, Viridiplantae, Streptophyta, Magnoliopsida, Ericales, Theaceae.